Fusarium falciforme is the source of this 2481-nucleotide messenger RNA. RefSeq names its product CocE/NonD family Hydrolase. Gene Ontology annotation, molecular function: dipeptidyl-peptidase activity. The coding region runs from base 1 to 2481 and encodes 826 amino acids. The record is from RefSeq and is a predicted model, not a curated record. The transcript has 6 exons. Lineage: Eukaryota; Fungi; Ascomycota; Sordariomycetes; Hypocreales; Nectriaceae.
AUGGCCGACUCAAGUCUUACGACUGAGGCACUCGCUCAGACUAAGAGUCUGGGGAAAUUUAUACCCGGAUGGGAUCCUAAACUGCUGGGUACUCGAGACCCCAACACAAGGACCAUCAUCGAAGAUGGCAUUAUACAGGACUUGGAUAUUGCCAUCUCUGUCAGGGAUGGUACAGUGCUUAGGGGCAACAUAUAUCGUCCUCAGAACCGCCGGAACGAACGCCUGCCUGUCAUCCUCAACUAUAGCGUCUAUGGCAAAGAUGGCGCUAUUGACAUCUGCGUCUUUCCACCGGCCUCUGGACUGGAUACUUCUCGCAUUUCCAAGCUCUACCUUUUCGAGGCAGCAGACCCUGGUUGGUGGUGUCAGCAGGGGUACGCCGUUGCGUCCGUCGACGCCAGAGGGUCGCAUCAGUCAGAUGGAGACAAGGGUUACUACAGCCGUGAUGUCGGCCUCGACGGCUAUGAUGUUGUAGAAUGGCUUGCCAGACAAUCAUGGAGUAAUGGCAAAGUGGCGCUUUACGGGGCCAGUGGGUAUGCCAUGGUAAUCUGGCUAACUGCAGCUGAGAGACCACCCUCACUGACGGCUAUCAUUCCUAUUGACGGAAUGACGGACCUUUACCGCGAGAUGACAUUCAAGGGAGGGAUCCCUGAAACGCAAUUCAGUGGCCUGUACCCUGUAUUCUGGAACUGGGGCCGCAACCACGUGGAAGAUGCUACCUAUGGUGGACUCGAGCAUCCCUACUUCGAUGACUACUGGAAGAGCAAGUUGCCCAACCUCAAGAACAUCCAAUGUCCUACGUACAUCAUCUGCAGUUGGGGUGAUCACUGCAUCCAUACACGCGGCACGCUUAACGCUUGGAAGAAGAUUCCUGCCAAGGAAAAGUUCCUUGAGGUUCAUCAGUACCAGAAGUGGGAGUGGGCUACUACAGAAGAGUCGCUCGGGCGCCAGAAAGCCUUCCUUGAUAAGUACCUACUGGGAGAGACGAACGAAGUUCAGUUCUGGCCAACCGUCCGGUAUACUAUGAGGGAGCGAUAUUACGGGGGAGAAUGGCGCUCGGCCAAGUCGUUUCCGAUCGAGACCACCAAGUAUACGCGCUUCUUCCUAACGCCGUCCAAGGGUCUCAGUCGCCUUGCACAAGGAAAGGCACAGACACUUUCAUAUGAUGCCGAAGGGGGAGAAAUCGCAUUCGCUCUUCCCAUUACACAGACAUCACUGGAAUUUGCCGGUCACUCCAAGCUCCGUCUCUGGGUCGAAGCGAAGGGCGCCGAUAACAUGGAUCUCUUUAUUACUCUCCGCAAGCUGGACCGCGACGGUAACCAGGUCUUCUUUCCCUGGCUGACAGUUGUCGAUACCGGCCCCAUUGGCUUCGGCUUCUUGCGAGUGUCGCGCCGUGAGCUGGAUGAGAAGUCAUCGACACCUUACCAGCCUGUGCACAGUCACCAAAGGGACCUGCCCCUAGCAUCGGGUGAAAUUGUUCCCGUGGAUAUCGAGAUCUUGCCUACCAGCUGUCGUCUCAGACCUGGGGAGCGUCUUCAGGUUGUCAUUUCUAGCCACGAUUACGGCACUUAUCCGAAGAACAUACCCGUUUCGCGACACCCCAACACAGUGAACAAAGGCACGCAUGUCAUCCAUUUUGGUGGGCAGUAUGAUAGUCACCUCGUACUUCCUGUCAUCCCUCCGGUGGCAAACUCCUACUCCGAAAACAACAAGACCGUCAAAAUGGCCAUGUUGGCUUCGCGUGUAUCUGGCUGGAAGGAUGACAAGUUCUUGAACGAGUACACCGAGGUCCACGCUGGAAUGACACAAAAGAUUGCGGCUCAGGUUCCUGUUUUACGGAAUUACACCCAGGUUGUCGCAGUACCUAGACCGACUGUGCGGAUGAUCGGCACGGAGGCCUCAGCAUCAACACCGUGGGACUGCUCUACCAUUCUGGGUUGGUCGACUCUCAAAGCUCUAUGGGGUUCAUUCCAUGCCCCCGACUACAAGGCCUCUGCAGGAAGCCAUGUGUUUGUCGACGAGUCUAGUACCAUAGGGUUACUCUGCCAGUCGACAGUCGAUAUUGUCAUUGAUCCUGUGGAAUUUGAAAACCGCGAUAAGGACUCCGUCCUGAUGGUCUUCUACCUGGCGAAGAAUUCACAAGUGGCAAAGGAUCGACUCGGAGAAGACAUGUCUACAAGAGCGAGUGCCAUUGUUGAAGCCUCUAGCGGUACCAAGUUGCUGCGCUAUGCUUUGAACAAGAGCGUCACUCCUGAUGACACUAAUGAUUUCUUCGCCGACACGCCAUUUUUGGCCGCGGACUGGACCACGAUGGGAGCCAUGGAACAAUUUUGGUUCGCAGACAUGUAUGGAGCUACAGCCUUCCUCGAAGAUGAGAAGCGCAGGCGUGCGAUGGAGGAUCUCCCGGAAUCAUUUGACUUGCACAAGUCUGUGUUCUUGGUUGGUAGGGAAAACAGGGUGGUCACCAAAGACGUGGGGUUUUGA